Molecule: messenger RNA, 338 nt
Organism: Kockovaella imperatae
Lineage: Eukaryota; Fungi; Basidiomycota; Tremellomycetes; Tremellales; Cuniculitremaceae
Exons: 3
Coding region: 116-292 (58 amino acids)
Source: RefSeq, a predicted model, not a curated record
GACAUAUGUAUUUAUAAGUCUCUCCCAUUCAUCAUCAGCUGUCAAGGCCAGACUUCAUCCUCGAGAAGUGACCUCAAGCUUUCCAUCUAUCCUGGGAUGGAGCAGAGCAGGUACAAUGAUUGAGCCCAGAUCAUUGGUACGUGGCGCGGUCUGGUCAGCGAUAGAUCUCUCGCGAAGUGCGGGGAAGAUGGCGAGUACCGAGAAACACCAUCAGGCAAGACGGGGUUCACUGAUAUUGUGUACGAAAGCAAUGAUCUUUGAAGGUCAAGUUGGCCGAUGGUCUCAAGCCUGAUACCCGUUAUCGUAGGAGAUGCUUCAUCCUUUUCACUUUAGAGCCC